This is a messenger RNA of Paraphaeosphaeria sporulosa, 1006 nucleotides long. Its product is annotated as NAD(P)-binding protein. The transcript is spliced from 5 exons. Bases 85 to 963 code for a protein of 292 amino acids. The record is from RefSeq and is a predicted model, not a curated record. NCBI's taxonomy places the organism in Eukaryota, Fungi, Ascomycota, Dothideomycetes, Pleosporales, Didymosphaeriaceae.
UAAGACCUGAACUCCUCAACAUCGAAAUUCGAUUCUAGGACAAGGUCAUAUACCUCUUCUACUACUCCACAAAACACCCUCAACAUGGCCAACACUAGCACCCUGACAGCGGAGAAGCUCUUCUCAGUUAAAGACCAUGUUUGCGUGGUUACAGGAGGAGGAUCUGGCAUCGGUUUGAUGUCUGCUCAAGCAUUAGCAGCGAAUGGCGCUAAGGUCUAUAUCACCGGUCGACGCGUGGAAGCUCUUGAGAAAGCUGCCAAGUCGCACGACCCGAAUGGGGGAGGCCAAAUCAUCCCUCUCGGCCCCUGCGAUGUGACCAACAAAGAUGAUCUGGAGAACCUCUACCAGGAGCUCUCAAAACGUGAGAAGUACAUCAAUCUUCUGAUCACUGCUGCGGGUAUUUCUGGCGAGAAAGCCGAGCCUGAUACCGAGAACGCCACAGAUCUCAAGAGCAAGCUCUGGGACAACGAGUCGUUCGAAGGCUGGAACGAUACAUACAACACCGACGUGACCUCUGUGUAUUUCUCCGUUGUUGCUUUGCUUCCGCUCCUCCAAGCCGGCACUGAGUCCCACGGCCACCUGUCCGCUUCAGUCAUCGUCAUCUCAUCAAUGUCGGGCAUCAUGAGACACGCGCAGGGCCACUUCAGCUACAAUGCUGCGAAGGGAGCGACUGUUCAUUUGACGAAGCUAAUGUCAGCCGAGUUCCAAAAGGCGCGGAUUAGAGUCAACAGCAUCGCACCGGGCUACUUCCCCAGCGAAAUGACAACGCAAGAGAGCGAUGAGAACCAGAAGAGUGAAUUGCCGGAUUCGAAGAUCCAGGAAAAGGGACAUGUACCCAUGGGCAGAGCUGGAGCGGAUGAGGAGAUGGCACAGGCUGUGUUGUUCUUGACAAAGAACGCUUAUGUCAACGGAGAAAUCAUUGCGGUUGACGGUGGUGUCCUCAAUGUCAUUGCCGGAAGGUAGGACGAUGUCACUGUAGCAGACUCAAUUACAAUAUAAAUCACAU